Branchiostoma belcheri (Belcher's lancelet) is the source of this 1059-nucleotide messenger RNA. Its product is annotated as 39S ribosomal protein L15, mitochondrial-like. Gene Ontology annotation, cellular component: mitochondrial large ribosomal subunit. The transcript has a single exon. NCBI's taxonomy places the organism in Eukaryota, Metazoa, Chordata, Leptocardii, Amphioxiformes, Branchiostomatidae. Bases 157 to 1044 code for a protein of 295 amino acids. The record is from RefSeq and is a predicted model, not a curated record. Gene Ontology annotation, biological process: translation. Gene Ontology annotation, molecular function: structural constituent of ribosome.
AAGUGGGUGUUUUCUCGAGUUCUUGGUGUUGAGGAAGAGUUACCUGAUUCUAGAUCGUUCCCUGGCUAUAACAGGUUCCGUUUUUACCACUUUCGUUGGGAUAUAAUCAGGUUUGUUUGACUAAAACUGUACCCGAGUUCUGAAGAAAAAUCCAAGAUGGCGGCUGCAGGCAAGGGCACACGUGGGGCGCUGAACGCCCUGAAAAACCUUCCGCGUGUCGCUCUGACCAACAUCAAGGCCAUGCCCGGCGCCUUGACCAAAGCACCUCGCCGUAUGGGCGGCAAGAAGAAACGGAAAUGCGGUAGAGGUCACAAGGGUCAAGGUCAAAGAGGCACCAGGCCCAGGCUUGGAUUCGAAGGUGGGAACACCCCGUUCUACCUCAAGAUCCCCAAGUACGGUUACUAUGACGACCACAGCCGUCGCAGACAGUACCCUCCCCUCUCGCUCAACCGUCUACAGUAUCUCAUCGACAUGGGGCGUGUGGACACCACAGAACCAAUAGACCUCGCCUCACUUACCAUAAGCCACGCAGUGAAAAUCAACCCCAAGAGGCAACACUACGGAAUCAACCUUGUGGAAGAGGGGGCGGAUAUCUUCCAAGCUAAGAUCAACAUCGAGGUACAGUAUGCCUCGGAGCUGGCCAUCGCGACCGUGGAGCGAAACGGCGGGACGAUAUCCACGGCAUACUAUGACCCCAUGGCCUUACUGAUCCUGUGCAACCCCAUAGGAUUCUUCGCGAAGGGUAUUCCAAUUCCGAAACGAAUGCUCCCACCCGAAGAUCUGGUGGAGUACUACACGAACGCAGAGACUCGGGGAUAUCUCGCAGAUCCGCAAGAAAUCCAGAAAGCUCGGCUGGCCCUCGCAGAGAAGUACGGGUACAAGUUGCCAGACCUCUCCUUGGAAGAACAGUUUAAGAUGAUGAGUAUAAGAAAGGACCCGAGACAGAUUCUGUUUGGACUGGGAGCAGGCUGGCUGGUGGACUUGAAUAGAAAAACUGUUCUGAAACCCACAGAUCCUGAUCUUCUGGAGUUCUACAAGUCUUGAGUACGUUAUAAGUAG